CUCGAAGCACCGCAAUGGGGAACUCUGACAAUCUCUGAGACCGGAAAAUCUGCAACACCUUUUUUUGCACGGCGGACCGAUGGUCGCGAAGGAGGGAUGGCCAUCCAGCCCGUCAGGCAAGGCAGCGCACCAAACAAUACGAAAAUACAAAGGCAAUGUGAGACAGUGAGUGCUAGAUUGAAGCAUGCAGAGGGAGAACAAGAAGAAGAAAGGGGAAGAGAAACGGCAAUGUGUGGGCAUCCUGGUAAGAUCCAGCAGACCCUUUAUCUUUCAAUAUCUGCAAAAACUGUUGGUGUGAAGACGAACCUCCUCAAUUACCGACCACCCUUGGCAUGGCAAACAUGACCUACUCUCGUGGCAGCGGCAAACAUACGACGAAACCAGGACGAGGAAAAAAUCGGGUGAGGAUAACUAAACAAGAAUCUCUGAUGUCUCGGACGCCGCGGCCUUCUCAGAGCGUCCCGGAACGCUCUGAGAACGUUCUGGAUCGCUCUGGAACGGAUUGAUCCUUGUCCUGGCCCCGUCCGAAAACAACCACUUGAAACAGACGACCCGCAUGCCAACACAGAAUGGAAAAAGCGAGCACAGUCUACGAUCAGAAAAGCUCUGCAAGCAACACCUUGCGCUCUGCCCUGGUGGCUACGAAUCCUCGGCCUCUCUGCGUUCGGAAGUGCCUUUCGCUGAUCCGCCAACCAUGGACACAUACAUAUAUAUAUACAACAUUAAAAAAAUGAACGCAUUAACCACUAUAUGUCCUCCGUUGCCAAGCACUUGAGACUACAACCAAAGCGUGCUAGAACCUGCGCGCGAGGUUCUGGUGAAGGAAUACAUGGUGUCUGUGGAACUCUGGGCAGUCGAGUCCUUACACAACCACUGCAUCACUACUCUCACCCCAACACAGCGUUCGCCUGGUAUGUGCAUCACUGAUGACAACAUUCUCCAUAUCCAAUAUUCCAAGUGCCGAUGCCCAACCCAACUUUUCGUGGAUCCACUCCACAGAACGCAAAGGGCUCCUGGCUGCAAGGAUGUAAGAAAACAUGGUUUUGCCAAUGCAGGCAUAUGACAUGUAAAAUCCUUCGGCUGCGGAAUAGUUGAAGAACAUGUUAGGACCCGCAGUAACGUCGACCGUGCGGUUGAAUAGUCCGAAACCCUCUGUGCAAUUGCCUGGACGAAGAGGGUCUUUCGAUCGAUAUCCAGCAUUCAUGACGGUGAUGUUGACGCGCCACAACCCCAUCUGAGUGACUGUGUUAGUGUAUCGAUACUCGUCGGUGUAAACCGUCCAAUUCAGGACACCGCACUUUCUCAUCAUAUCGGUCGGGAUCGUCGGCUCAUUGGUUGCAACAACGUACCACACACCAUUCAGAUCCUCUUGACGCCACUUGCUCGGAUGAACGCCUGGCUGACCAAUUGCGUCAAAGUCUGGGCAGGAGUAGGCAUCGGCAUGAGCCAGAGUAAUGAAAACAAGCAGCCAAACCUCUCCGGCUCUCAUGGCUAGGAAACCUCUCGUGGCACCAAGCCGGAGGCAAGCCUCGAGCAACAGGCCUCAGCCGCGGCGGCUAUGGAAGCUGUGCUGAUCACGCGCGUUCGGGCACACUGCGCCGAGGCGCAGAUGCGCGCGCCGUGCCUGCUGGGCCGGCGACGCACGGGCAGAUCGUCGAGGCGCGGGAAAUGCGCCCGCGAUGUCGAGACGGAGGCCAGAGCCCAGAUCUCGCCAGUCCAUGGGCGCUGCGUAGGGAGCAGAAAAUGCACCCUCAUAACAAGCACACCGACACGCGAAGCCGCUUACUAAACACGCCCAUAGACUAGAAGGAAUCGAACAGGACAAAAAUGUUUAGUCAACUAUAGCUUGCACCUGCAAUGAUGCGAAACUCUCAAUUGUUGAAGAGAGCGCGGAUUUUCCCGACGUGCGCAGUACCCGACUGCUGUACUGCCUGCACACAGUGUGGCUCAACGAAGCAGAACUCCGUAAGAUAGAUGCUCUCCAAGAGCAUUGCCUCCGAAAAGUGGCCGGCAUAGCGCACGCGCUGCCCCGUCGGGUCUCGAACGGUGGCGUCCUGGCCCCGUGAAGCGGCCAGAAAUGAAGCAGCCGAUCAGCACACCGGCAGCUCGUGCUGCUGGGGAUGGUGGCCUGGGGAUGCCAGACGACAGCGCUGUCCGACGCUGCGCUUUCGCCCACGGGGUCGUCUUCCUAGCUCGGGGGGAUCGCUGGAAGCGCGGGCGGCCGGCGGAAGAAGCACGCGGAAGCGCACCGGACUUCCCGUGGCCUGCGGUGCACCAGACGACGCAGACCGAGCGCCUCAACUGGCAGUCAGAUCGCGCCACCACAGGGGAAGGCCGAAGAAGGAACGGAGGAGCUCCGUCUAGCCUUAGGUCGGGCGUGUCGCCCUACGGGCAGAUCUUGGACGCAACAUGAAAAAUACCCAGAACAUAUUCAAGAUGUGCAUAUAUAUA
Molecule: messenger RNA, 2451 nt
Organism: Prorocentrum cordatum
Lineage: Eukaryota; Dinophyceae; Prorocentrales; Prorocentraceae
Source: the annotation of a GenBank genome assembly